Marmota monax (woodchuck) is the source of this 12060-nucleotide messenger RNA. It is a transcript of the gene Adgrl3, whose product is annotated as adhesion G protein-coupled receptor L3. The coding region runs from base 759 to 5486 and encodes 1575 amino acids. Lineage: Eukaryota; Metazoa; Chordata; Mammalia; Rodentia; Sciuridae. Gene Ontology annotation, molecular function: G protein-coupled receptor activity; carbohydrate binding. Gene Ontology annotation, biological process: synapse assembly; adenylate cyclase-activating G protein-coupled receptor signaling pathway; brain development. Gene Ontology annotation, cellular component: membrane; cell-cell junction; glutamatergic synapse. The record is from RefSeq and is a predicted model, not a curated record. The transcript is spliced from 26 exons.
GCGGCGGUGGUGGCGGCGGCGGCGGCAGCAGCAGCAGCAGCAGCAAGAAGAGAAGCAGCUCCAGCUAUGACUGCCGCAUGUUAAUAGCUACCACUUGGGUUCCUGGGCUGCCGCUGGAGACUGAGCCUGACUCCGAAGUUGUGCAACUGUGAACUGGGAGAGACAUUUGAACCCUCCUUUCUCUUUGCUCCGCUUUUGCCCCCUUGGGGUGUGUGAAGAGAGGAAACGUAAAGGACGACAAGCAUUUGGCUUUCCCUCUUCUCUUUCUCCACGGCUGUGUUGCAGAAGAAAGGGAAGAGAGACUUUUGUUGUUGUUUUCUUGACUGGGGUCUCCACCCUCCUGCUGCCUUCUCUGGCUUUAUCAUUUUUUUUUGGCCGCGUGUGGUGGGGGUGUCUUUGCUGGGGCCAGUCCAUCUUUUGCCCCGGGCUCUAUGGCUGGAUUGUGGAAACUGCACCCCGCUGCAGGUUGUUGAGCAACUGAUGGGACGAUCUCAGGGACCGGCGGUUGCAGAAGGAAUGUUUAAUUUGUUAAGUUGGAGGAAAAAACAUGGAUUUUUAGUAAUUGAAGAACAAACUAAGGUUUCAUAUUUGGAAUAUUGGUGUUUCAAUUUUUGAGGAACUUUUCUUUUACUUUUUGAUUUUGUUUUAAUUUUUAAUUAUCAAUCUUGGAGUACAGAAGAGGAACCACAAACACAGUGACUUUGUUUCACGUUUGAAACAUACAUUCUUGAGGAAUUCUCACGCCCAAGCCCACAGCCAUGUGGUCAUCACAGCUACUAACCUUCUUGAUGCUCUUAGCACCAAUAGUUCAUGGUGGCAAGCACAAUGAGAGACAUCCAGCCCUUGCUGCUGCACUGCGACAUGCUGAGCGCAGCCCAGGAGGCGCUCUACCACCCAGACAUCUCCUUCAGCAGCCUUCUGCGGAGCGUGCUACUGCUCAUCGUGGACAAGGGCCUCGUGGAGCUGCCAGAGGAGUUCGUGGUCCAGGUGCCCAAGGAGCACAGAUUGCAGCCCAAGCUUUCAGCAGAGCCCCAAUCCCAAUGGCGGUGGUCCGCAGAGAGCUCUCCUGUGAGAGCUACCCCAUAGAGCUCCGCUGUCCAGGAACAGACGUCAUCAUGAUCGAAAGUGCCAACUACGGGAGGACUGACGACAAAAUCUGUGACUCCGACCCUGCUCAGAUGGAGAAUAUCCGAUGUUAUCUGCCAGAUGCCUAUAAGAUUAUGUCUCAAAGAUGCAAUAACAGAACCCAAUGUGCAGUGGUGGCAGGCCCUGAUGUUUUUCCGGACCCAUGUCCAGGAACCUAUAAAUACCUUGAAGUGCAGUAUGAAUGUGUUCCUUACAUUUUUCUUUGUCCUGGACUACUAAAAGGAGUAUACCAGAGUGAACAUUUGUUUGAGUCUGAUCACCAGUCUGGGGCAUGGUGCAAAGACCCUCUUCAGGCUUCUGACAAGAUUUAUUAUAUGCCCUGGACCCCCUACAGAACUGAUACCUUGACUGAAUAUUCAUCCAAAGAUGACUUCAUUGCUGGAAGGCCAACUACUACCUACAAGCUCCCUCAUAGGGUGGAUGGCACAGGAUUUGUUGUGUAUGAUGGAGCUUUGUUCUUCAAUAAAGAACGCACCAGGAACAUAGUAAAGUUUGAUUUGCGGACUAGGAUAAAGAGUGGAGAGGCUAUCAUAGCGAAUGCCAAUUACCAUGAUACCUCCCCUUACCGAUGGGGAGGCAAAUCUGACAUAGACCUGGCAGUGGAUGAAAAUGGGCUCUGGGUCAUCUAUGCAACAGAACAAAACAAUGGUAAAAUCGUCAUUAGUCAGUUGAACCCUUAUACCCUACGGAUUGAAGGGACAUGGGAUACUGCAUAUGAUAAAAGGUCAGCUUCCAAUGCAUUUAUGAUUUGUGGGAUUCUGUAUGUGGUCAAAUCUGUAUAUGAGGAUGAUGACAAUGAGGCCACCGGGAAUAAGAUUGACUACAUUUACAAUACCGACCAAAGCAAGGAUAGUCUGGUGGAUGUUCCUUUUCCCAAUUCAUAUCAAUACAUAGCAGCUGUGGAUUACAACCCCAGGGACAACCUACUCUAUGUGUGGAAUAACUAUCAUGUAGUGAAAUAUUCCUUGGACUUUGGACCUCUGGAUAGUAGAUCAGGACAAGCACAUCAUGGACAGGUUUCCUAUAUCUCUCCACCAAUUCACCUUGACUCUGAGCUGGAAAGACCCCCUAUUAGAGGAAUCUCUACUACAGGACCUCUGGGCAUUGGAAGCACCACCACAAGUACCACCCUUCGGACUACAACUUGGAGCCUAGGAAAGAGUACCACCCCAUCAGUGUCAGGAAGAAGGAACCGGAGCACCAGCACCCCAUCUCCAGCUGUGGAGGUUCUUGAUGACAUAACCACACACAUACCAUCAGCAUCCUCCCAGGUCCCAGCUUUGGAAGAGAGCUGUGAGGCUGUGGAAGCUCGAGAAAUCAUGUGGUUUAAGACCCGUCAAGGACAAAUAGCAAAGCAGCCAUGCCCUGCAGGAACUAUAGGUGUAUCAACUUACCUAUGCCUUGCUCCUGAUGGAAUUUGGGAUCCCCAAGGACCAGAUCUCAGCAACUGUUCUUCUCCUUGGGUCAAUCAUAUAACACAGAAGUUGAAAUCUGGAGAGACAGCUGCCAAUAUAGCUAGAGAGCUAGCUGAACAGACCAGGAAUCACCUGAAUGCUGGGGACAUUACCUACUCAGUCCGGGCCAUGGACCAGCUGGUAGGCCUCCUGGAUGUCCAGCUCAGGAACUUGACACCAGGUGGAAAGGACAGUGCUGCUCGAAGUUUGAACAAGCUUCAGAAAAGAGAGCGCUCUUGCAGAGCCUAUGUCCAGGCAAUGGUCGAGACAGUUAACAACCUCCUUCAGCCACAAGCUUUGAAUGCUUGGAGAGACCUGACUACAAGUGAUCAACUACGUGCAGCCACCAUGCUGCUUGACACAGUGGAGGAGAGUGCCUUUGUGCUGGCUGAUAACCUUUUGAAGACUGACAUUGUCAGGGAGAACACAGACAAUAUUCAACUAGAAGUUGCAAGGCUGAGCACAGAAGGAAACUUAGAAGACCUAAAAUUUCCAGAAAAUAUGGCCCAUGGAAGCACUAUCCAGCUUUCUGCAAAUACUUUAAAGCAGAACGGCCGCAAUGGAGAGAUCAGAGUGGCCUUUGUCCUUUAUAACAACUUGGGUCCUUAUUUGUCCACGGAGAAUGCCAGUAUGAAGUUGGGUACAGAAGCUAUGUCUACAAAUCAUUCCGUUAUUGUCAAUUCACCUGUUAUUACAGCAGCAAUAAACAAAGAGUUCAGUAAUAAGGUUUAUUUGGCUGAUCCUGUGGUGUUUACUGUUAAACAUAUCAAGCAGUCAGAGGAAAAUUUCAACCCUAACUGUUCAUUUUGGAGCUACUCCAAGCGCACAAUGACAGGUUAUUGGUCAACUCAAGGCUGUCGGCUCCUGACAACAAACAAGACACAUACUACUUGUUCUUGUAACCACCUAACCAAUUUUGCAGUACUUAUGGCACAUGUGGAAGUUAAGCACAGUGAUGCAGUCCAUGACCUUCUUUUGGAUGUGAUUACAUGGGUUGGAAUUUUGCUGUCUCUUGUUUGUCUCCUGAUCUGCAUCUUCACAUUUUGCUUUUUCCGUGGGCUCCAGAGUGACCGUAACACCAUCCACAAGAAUCUCUGCAUCAGCCUUUUUGUAGCAGAGCUGCUCUUCCUCAUUGGAAUCAACCGAACUGACCAACCAAUCGCCUGUGCCGUUUUCGCUGCCCUCUUACAUUUCUUCUUCCUGGCUGCCUUCACCUGGAUGUUCUUGGAGGGCGUGCAGUUGUACAUCAUGCUGGUGGAGGUUUUCGAGAGUGAGCAUUCACGGAGGAAGUACUUCUACUUGGUGGGCUAUGGGAUGCCCGCGCUCAUUGUGGCUGUGUCUGCGGCUGUGGACUACAGGAGUUAUGGGACAGACAAAGUAUGUUGGCUCCGACUUGACACCUACUUCAUUUGGAGUUUUAUAGGACCAGCGACCUUGAUAAUUAUGCUUAAUGUAAUCUUCCUUGGGAUUGCUUUAUAUAAAAUGUUUCAUCAUACUGCUAUACUGAAACCAGAAUCAGGCUGCCUUGAUAACAUCAACUAUGAGGAUAACAGACCCUUCAUCAAGUCAUGGGUUAUAGGUGCAAUAGCUCUUCUCUGCCUGUUAGGAUUGACCUGGGCCUUUGGACUCAUGUAUAUUAAUGAAAGCACAGUCAUCAUGGCGUAUCUCUUCACCAUUUUCAAUUCUCUACAGGGAAUGUUUAUAUUCAUUUUCCAUUGUGUCCUACAGAAGAAGGUACGAAAAGAGUAUGGGAAAUGCCUGCGAACACAUUGUUGUAGUGGCAAAAGUACAGAGAGUUCCAUUGGCUCAGGGAAAACUUCUGGUUCUAGAACUCCUGGACGCUACUCUACAGGCUCACAGAGCCGAAUUCGUAGAAUGUGGAAUGAUACGGUCCGAAAACAGUCAGAGUCGUCAUUUAUUACUGGAGAUAUAAACAGUUCGGCAUCACUCAACAGAGGAGCCAUGGCUAAUCAUCUUAUAAGCAAUGCUCUGCUUCGUCCGCAUGGUACUAACAAUCCCUAUAAUACAUUGCUUGGGGAACCGGCGGUCUGUAACAACCCUUCUGUCAGCAUGUACAACGCACAAGAGGGGCUUCUGAACAAUGCCAGGGAUACAAGUGUCAUGGAUACUCUACCACUGAAUGGUAACCAUGGCAAUAGUUACAGCAUUGCCAGCGGCGAGUACCUGAGCAACUGUGUGCAAAUUAUAGACCGCGGCUAUAACCAUAAUGAGACCGCCCUAGAGAAAAAGAUUCUGAAGGAACUCACUUCCAAUUACAUCCCUUCUUACCUGAACAACCACGAGCGUUCCAGCGAACAGAACAGGAAUCUGAUGAACAAGCUGGUGAAUAACCUCGGCAGUGCAAGUGAAGAUGAUGCCAUUGUCCUCAAUGAUGCCACAUCCUUCAAUCAUGAGGAGAGUCUGGGCCUGGAACUCAUUCAUGAAGAAUCUGAUGCUCCUUUGCUGCCCCCAAGGGUUUACUCCACGGAGAACCACCAGCCACACCACUACAGCAGAAGGCGGAUCCCCCAAGACCACAGUGAGAGCUUUUUCCCUUUGCUAACCAACGAGCACACAGAAGAUCUCCAGUCACCCCACAGGGACUCCCUCUAUACCAGUAUGCCAGCACUGGCUGGUGUGCCCGCCGCAGAGAGCGUUACCACCAGCACCCAGACCGAACCCCCAGCGGCCAAAUGUGGUGAUGCCGAAGAUGUUUACUACAAAAGCAUGCCAAACCUAGGCUCCAGAAACCACGUCCAUCAGCUGCACACUUACUACCAGCUAGGGCGCGGCAGCAGUGAUGGAUUCAUAGUUCCUCCAAACAAAGAUGGGACCUCUCCGGAGGGAAGUUCAAAAGGACCUGCUCACUUGGUCACUAGUCUAUAGAAGAUGACACAGAAAUUUAAAACAACAAAACUGCUAACACCUUGUUGACUGUUCUGAGUUGAUAUAAGCAGUGGUAAUAAUGUGUGUACUCCUAAAUCUUUAUGCUGUUCUCAAAAGACAAACAAAAACUCUUUGACUUUUUCUUUUUCUUUUUUUUUUUUAAACUGGGAUUUUUAGGUCAGCCCAGGGGAGAAGGAUAACUGCUGAAAUCCCCCUGUGCCCUUUCCUUUCUUGUCCUUUCCCCCCCCCUCAGAUGGAGACUUCAUUAUGUUAAUGAACGAGAUAUGAAGAAAAUGGCGCUCAUUGUGGCCUUGUUGAAUUAUGUUGUGUUUGUUUUAACAUCUCUGAUGCUCUGUUACUAUAAUUACAAGGACCUUAUUUUUGAAAGGCCAGAACAAUUGUUUGAAAUUAGUAACAAUGCUGCAUCUAGAUUGGAGUGCUGCACAAACAAACAUAAAAGUGAAGCAAAACUGUAUCACAUAGUGGUUUAUGGUCACUCACCACCUGUUCACCACAGCAGGAAUAGCUGUGGAAAACAAAACAACAAAAUUAAUAAUGAAAUGGAGGGGAAUUCUAGAAUUAUAUGCUAAAUGCAUAUUUUAUGAUUUGCUGUAUUAACUGAUGAUAAAACUAAUGGCAGAAAAAAUUGAACAAUUUCUAUGUAAUGUACAGAUACUAGCAUUGCACAUAUAGUCUGCUUUCUGUUCCUCCAGAAUUUGAGUCCUGUUAAUGUAGUGGGAAAAAAAAAGAAAUUUUCUUUUUCUUUUGUGCUAGUCUUGCAAGUUUGUCUACCAGUAAAAAAAAUGAAAAAAAAAAAGAAAAAAAAAGCAAAGUUUCCUCCUUUUUUUUCCUUCCUUUCUUCAUUUUCUUUUUCUUUGCCUCCCCCCCCCCACUUGUUUUCUUUAAAACUUCACCUGGGAAAUAAAUAAAUAAAUAAAACUAUCACUUUAUAAGAAUCAUUUUCUAGUAAUGCAAACAAAUUAUUUUUUACAAAAAAGAAAAGAAAAUAAAUAAAAUUAGAUUUCCUUCCCUCACUAUAUAUCUUUAUCCAGCCAGAAGAUUUCCAACAGCAUUUUUGCAAAUUAGAGCAGGAUGAACUUUCAUGUUUACAGGGCACAUCUGUUGUAAUGCAAAGCAUAUUUGGCAAGCAGUUCAUCACCAAGACAGUAGCUAUGAUUCUAGAAGUCAAGAGGUGUCUAUAGGACUAGUGGGGCUUCUGCAUGUGAAAAACGGUAUUUCAUAGACGAUAAAGUGCUGAAUGCUCAGUCUGGCCCCCAAGCGGGCACCUGCACUACCAAGUUUUAGAGGAAAUUCAUUCCCUGGUAAUAAGAAUUGAAAGGUCAAAUAAUUUUGAAGUGAUUUUUUUUAAGUCUUCUGUUUAUUAACAGGAAAAUUUAUUUAUUUGACAGGAUUUUAAGUAAUGUAGGAUACAAGAGGUAAAUUAGCAGCACAUAUAAUUUUUUUUUAAAAUUUAUGAUCCAUUUUGUAUGGUCUCAAAGUUGGAUGACCUCAUUACUAAUAUUUGUUGUAAAAGUGAAACUUGUUUGCCAACCAAUAAACAACUGAUUGAGAUUUAGAAGAUAUUGUAUUGAUGUAUGUACUAUAUUAUUAAUUUUCCUUUUUAUUUUUCUCGCCUUUCUUUCCCUCUAUUUUCAGUAUAUAAACUUUGCUAACCCUCUGUGACCCACAUAAGCCAUGAAAAAGAAAUCAGUCUGACUCAACAAAUAACCUAAGCACAAAAUGAUAAUCAGUUUUGCAGACAAAGUCAACCAGAAAAUGGGAUGGACAUCUUUAUGUUGUCUAAAACAAGAUGCAUUACUUACACUCAAGCAGGUUAACAUAUAGGUUACUGUAUGCCUAUUUAUAAACCCGCUGUAGUUACUAUGCUUAUUUUAAUAAACAGAUGCAAUCAGAGAUUCAAAUAUCAAAUUACAACAGAAUCAUUAUUCCUCUUUCAUAAGCUCCAUUUUGAUAAAGAAAGAAAUUUAAAUUUAUUCCAUUGGCUAAAAGCUGCAAGAAUCAUGGCAAAGAAAACAACAUUUUUAAAGGGCACUAUAAACCAUUUUUUUGUGCCAUUUUUUCUUGUUAUAAAGGAGGAGAGAGGAGGGGAAAAUAAAUCCUUUCAAAGAAACUUUCUUGAUCUUCGAUUACUCCAGAUCCUUUUCCAGCAGUAUUCAACCAUGGAGUUCUUUCUAAGCAAAACUACGAUGAACUUGCCAAUUCAUAAUUUCUCUUGUUCUAUGCCUUGGGAUUUUAUUUUUCAAAAAUCUACAUGCCAUCCACCUAUAAAUGAUUGUCUUAAAUCAAAAUGAUAAAGAAUAGUGUAGAGAAUGGCCAGUAAUCCAUACAUAGUCAUAAAAUAUAUGACAAAAAAAAGUUGUACUGGUCAGAGUACAUCUUAACUGUUUUAUCACCAUAAAAUAUCUUAUGUCUCAUUUCUUUUUAGUCAAUUAAUAUAAAUGUUUCCUUAAAUUGGAGGAGUACCACAGGCUUCAGCAGUAAUGAGGUUUCCCUAACACCACACAGUGGCCAUAUUAGCACCUGAAAGGUGUUUAACUCACUUGAUGCCUAGAUUAUAUGUGGCCAGAAAAGAACCCUUCUUUAACAUGUAAAACAUAGCUCCAAAAACACACAUGUUGACUGUGGAUUGUGAACACUUAAGCUUGUUGUGACAAACAGUAAUCUGUAUGGAAGCAUUUCUAAGUAAGAAGCUGGAUUCACAGAACAAUGGGGAGACUACCUCAAUUCAGCUUGCUGAUUUUCUGAUAUUGCUACCUCCUUGCUUGUGAUCUUUUUGUGUUUUAUUAUAUGGAAAUUUGAAGCAGGAAACCUGCCCAGCUCUGCAUAGACCAAGUGGAAGAAAGAUCACUUGGAACACCUUAACUGGUACAGAAGUCUAUGCAGUAUAAUAGGUUAAUACCAAGCUCUUGCAUCAAGAUGAAAGUGUGAGAUUUUUUUUUUAACCUCUCCUCCAUCAAAAUUGGUGUGCUUUCAGAGAGAAUUAAGUUCCCAAAGAUUUUGACAGGAAGAGAUUGUUCCUCCGAAUUUGAUGUGACUAUUAAUGAAAACAGUGGAUAAAGUAGUUAAUUGCACAUGUAUUUCAAUAGAAAUUUGCAUAAAAUGUUAUUCAUUUAGUCCUAUGUACACUAGCAAGGGUUGAAUUCCUGAACUUCAAUUUUCCCCUCAAAUGCCUUUUUCAAGCAAAGCUACUGAUGAACUAAUAAUUUAAUUUUUUUCUUUUUUUCUAUCACCUUUAUUGACUCUGUUUUCCCAAUAUUUUAUGAAAUUCAUGAUUUACUUAUCUGAAUAUUUUCAAUGUAGUUGGUUUUCCAUUAAGAAGUAAAUUUCCAUUCAACAUACAUAAUGUAUGUGCAUAGCACAUUAUUUAGCCAGCUGAAAUUAAAUCUAAGUAUUGCUUCCUAGUAAAAUAAUAUUUUGUAAUGUUUUAUUUGAAUUUUAUUUUUUCUUUGAAAUCUAAUUCAUAUGAUGGUUUUAUCAGGACACUAGCUAAUGGUCCUCAUGUUUAAUUGAUUUUGAAACUAAUGGACUGUUCUACAGCAUAUUCCUAAAUGAUAAUAUUUAUGAUGAAACCCAAAUUUGGGGAAGAAGAAAUAGAUUAAAAUUUCAGUUAAAUUUUAUGAGCAUCCCUCCUUGUUUCCAUUCUAUUAAAAUUGAACUACUGGAGUUGAAUGAUAAAAAAAUAUGCUAAAAUUAUCAUAAUGACAAAACAACUGGCAUGAGAACAAUUUUCAUAAAAGGAAAAAUAAUAAGGAAACUAUAUUAACCAAAAGCAAAUAAUAGAAAUCCCCUUAACUUCCUGUAAAAAAUUCACAAUGACUCUAAAUUGAAAGUUUAUGAUCUGUAUUUUUAAGAUUCCCAAUAUGAAAAUAUUGACAUUGAAAUGAUCUUUAAAUUUAGAUAUUUAAAUUUUAAUAUUAGCUUAGUUGAUGUGAUAAAAUUUUUCAUAAUAAUGGAGCAUAUAAAGGAAUUGGUAACAUUUAUAAAGAUCCAUAUAAUUAAUUUUAGGCAAUAUCUUCAGCUAUAUGUGUUCAAUUCACUGACUAGUUUAAAGAUCAAUAUCAAAAACUUUUGUGACUGACUUUCUGCAUUACUGUAUAGACCAAAAGAAAAGAGGAAAAACAAUGUCUUGAGUUGUCUAAAGAUCAAUUCUGAACUAAACUAUUGUCAUCAUCUAUUAAUGAAAGAAUAUUUGUUAAAUUGUUCAUUAGUACUGUAUCAAAGUGCUACUAUUUAGAAUGUUUUUGAAAACAAAAUAAAACACUGUUGAACUACAAAUGCAUGUCAAUUCAACCUCAGCGAAUGAAAAACUAAAACAAAAUUUUAAUCUGGUUUUGAGCAAAUACGAGGAUACUGGUAUGAAUGGCCUUUAACAAACAUACUGAGAUAAAAUAGCAAUAUGUAUGAACUUUCCAGUGUACUACGUAGCCCAAGGUAUUAAGAUAUAAUUAGUUUAUUUUUAGCAAUUCAUAAAACUCAUCAUGUCAUUGUUAUGCAUUCCUAAAUAAUACAUUACAUCUCAUAUUAGAUUUCUGCACAUUGAAAUGUUAGAAAGGUGGAGGCCCAAAUGCAAAGCAGCAUAAGAAUAGCUUAUGGAAGUGUUUCUGUGCAAAUUAAUUCUACAUAAGAGCUCUUCUUUGAGCUCAUAAAAUAGAUUCAAGAGAAUACAAGAGUACGUUCAAUUUUGUAAUAAGAAGAUACGUCUAUAUCAAACCAUCUGAAAAAUAUUAUUAGACAUCUAACUAUAUUAUAUAUAUAUAUAUAUCUCCUAGAAAUGAAAAUGUUGAUAAUUGUUUCUUUCUUGUUCAGCCAUAAGACAAAAUUCUAUUUACUACUUUACUGUGAUCACAUCCUCUUUGCUUUAAAAGGAAAACCAGUCUUUAACGUUCACCUGUACACAUACUUACAAAUCAUAAUUCCUUUUAUUUAACUUUCAGAGAAAAUGAAUCACAAUUAUUGCAAACUUUGUGAUUUUUAUAAUAAGACAGGUGGUUAAUAUAGUUUUACAUAUUCUCAUUUGACAUAUUUAUUUUUAUUCUUUUAAAAAAUUGUUUAAAGUCAGCACUUCUUUAACAUCUAGCACCUUUAAGUUAAAUGUCUUGAUAUCAACUAUUUGGAUAUUUCUUUCUCUUAAUAGUGUUAUCUGCAAUUUUUUCAUUGAUAACUUGUGCCUCUUUAGAGUAUGUCAAAAGUAAACAGCAAACCAUUAUUCAUGUGAAAAAGCAGGAGACUGCAUAUAAAAAUGACUUCUGUUGUGAUAAACAACACUUUUCAACUACAAUAUGAACAGAUGAAUAGAACCAAGUUGCCAAGACCUAAUUUAGGUGAUAAGACCUAAAUGAGAAUUAUACAGAAAAGGCUUUAGAAAAAAUAACAAAAUCAUAUAUCUUGAUAAAAAUGUUAUAUACUAUACCAAAUGCUGAUUUGUUCAGAAAACAUUAAAUUGGAGUUUACCAUAUUAUAAUUUCAUCCUGCUAAUUCCACAGAAAACACUACAUAUUUCUAGCACUAUUUAGAUAUUUCGUGUCUAGCUAAACCUAAAAAAAAUAUAUAAAUGUUUAAAAAAUAUAAGUAUUUUGCCUCAAUUCACCUUCAUUUUCUAAUCUGCCGACUCAAUAGUACAGCAACACAGUUGAUGCUACUAGUAGGUUUGUACCUUUUAGAGCUUUAUUAUGAAUCUAAUAAGCAUUAAAUUAAUAUUGAAAUUAUGUAUGUUGUACAAAGUAACUCAUAAUCAAGCAAUAUUCAUAUUAAAGGAUAAUUCAUUAUACAUAUGAAUAUUACAUUAAGGCUGAAAAAAUAAAUAUACUACUGGAAAUUUUACUCUCAAAUCCUCUCUUCAAUUACUACAGUCAAUUGACACAAUUCUGCAGGCAGUUGUGCACAUGGUGGAUUAUUAAAAUACCACAUAAUCCAAAUGCAUCUAAGUGUAUUCAAUGUUCCUUUCAUUCUAAAUGCUAAAGGAAAAACUUGAAAGAAGAGGAAAGUUGACUUCUAAUGAUCUAAUUUAAACAUUGUUAUUCAGAUUGAAUAAUUUUAAAAUGAGAAUGCUACACUAUUUGAUCUGAGGCAGAGGUUACAAAAAAUUUACUUAGGCAAAAAUCAGGAUUUUACAUUUAGAGGAAUUCAGAUGGUCUCAAUUGCCUAAGAUUGCAAAAAUUCACACUCCAUUGGAAAGGAACUAUCUUUAAAAUCUAAGCCUAAAUAUCACUUUUUAAAAUAUAAAAAUUCCUCCGAUUCUUCUGACAGAGGAAAAUGAUCCUGACCCCAAAACGAAAUACAUUGAUUGAUUAACCUCAAAAGGUAUUUGGCAAAAUUAGUGUAUCAACUAUAAUAUCAGGUAGAGAUUGUUGGAAUUGAAACUCAGUAUGCAGUGAGGAGGAUGGUGUCCUCAUGUGCUAACAACUGCCUGAUCCUCUAGAGUGUAUAUUUAAUGCCUUGCAUUUCAAGUUGUCCCAAUGGCUUAAGCUUUGACAUUUUGAAUCAUUUAAAAGUUAUUUGAUAAUAAAAAUUUCCUCUGUCAUUCUAGUAAUAAAAAGUGGUAUGUUUUGAAACA